GCUGCUGUCGACAUGGUUGUUUGCACUUUUGCUCUCUACGGCGCUUUUGUUGGUCGCUCGACUCUCGAUUUCAUCAUCCCCAUGUUCAUACUGGCGAGCUUGUGGCUCACGGCGCUGAUUCUUUCUGCCCUCGACUACGUGCAGGGUGGGUGUGGGUUGUUUGGGUAUGGGGUGCUGGAGAGCUGUGCGGCGAUGAGGGCGCAUAUAGCGUUUGAGGCGAUUGCUUUCUUGUUGAGCUUUUUGACCAUGGUGGUGGAGUUUGGGAGAAGGAUGGUGCCGGGUAGGGGCAUGACGAGGGGGAAGAAGGGGCAUGUUGAGGUUAUUGAUGGGCGGGAGAAGGAUGUGGGGGGUGUGGUGGUGACGCCGAGGACGUCGUUUACGGCUGUUUGA
Molecule: messenger RNA, 390 nt
Organism: Bipolaris maydis ATCC 48331
Lineage: Eukaryota; Fungi; Ascomycota; Dothideomycetes; Pleosporales; Pleosporaceae
Source: RefSeq, a predicted model, not a curated record